GCAGUCAGCCCGCGCCCCUCAGCCUGGCCGCUCGGGUCUCGGGGCUCGUCCGCCUCGCCACCCGCCUCUGCUCGUCCAUCCUCGGCCGACUUCCAUCCUCUCGCCCACUCGAAGCGGGCGGGCACCGGCGGACCUACGAGCAGCCCAAAAGCGGUGCCAGAAGCGCGGCCUCUGCUGCUCCUCGAGCCCUAUCGGCGGGAACUGCUAGCUGCCGCCAUCAUGUCUGCUGCAAAUCCUGAGGCUCCAAACUCAACCAUCUCCAGAGAGGCCAGCACCCAGUCCUCAUCAGCUACCACCAGCCAAGGCUAUGUUUUACCAGAAGGCAAAAUCAUGCCAAACACGGUUUUUGUUGGUGGAAUUGAUGUUAGGAUGGAUGAAACUGAAAUUAGAAGUUUCUUUGCUAAAUAUGGUUCAGUAAAAGAAGUGAAGAUAAUCACAGAUCGAACUGGUGUGUCCAAAGGCUAUGGAUUUGUUUCAUUUUAUAAUGACGUGGAUGUGCAGAAGAUAGUAGAAUCACAAAUAAAUUUCCAUGGUAAAAAGCUGAAACUGGGCCCUGCAAUCAGGAAACAAAAUUUAUGUGCUUAUCAUGUGCAGCCACGUCCUUUGGUUUUUAAUCCUCCUCCUCCACCACAAUUUCAGAGUGUCUGGAGUAAUCCAAACACUGAAACUUAUAUGCAGCCUCCAACCAUGAUGAAUCCUAUAACUCAGUACGUUCAGGCAUAUCCUCCUUAUCCAAGUUCACCAGUUCAGGUCAUCACUGGAUAUCAGCUGCCUGUAUAUAAUUAUCAGAUGCCACCUCAGUGGCCCGCUGGGGAACAAAGGAGUUAUGUUAUACCUCCGGCUUAUACAGCUGUUAACUACCACUGUAAUGAAGUUGAUCCAGGAGCUGAAGUUUUGCCAAGUGAAUGCUCAGUUCAUGAAGCUGCUCCAUCCUCUGGAAAUGGCCCACAAAAGAAAUCUGUGGACCGAAGCAUACAGACAGUGGUAUCUUGUCUAUUUAAUCCAGAGAACAGACUGAGAAACUCUGUUGUUACUCAAGAUGACUACUUCAAGGAUAAAAGAGUGCAUCACUUUAGAAGAAGUCGGGCAGUACUUAAAUCUGUUUGAUCCUCUCUGCUGACUUUCGAGUCUCAUGGGAAGUUGCUGGUUUUGAGUAUUAAGAGACUGAAAGUGUUUCACUAUUAUAGAAAUUUAAUUCUGAAUUUUGAUAAAUCACACUCAGACUUUCUAUACAGGUUGUAUUAGAUUGCCUAGUUUUAUUUUACAUUGAAACUGUUUUUCAUUAGAGUGUUUAUUUAGAAACUGGUUCUGUGUUGAAAAUAUAGUUAAAAGUAAAAAAUAAUUGAGACUGAAAGGAAUAACUUUAAAAAUUAUCUGUAAGGACUUUUUUUUUAAAUUGAAAUUGACAUUUUAAGAGUUUAAAAGCAAAUGCUGAUUUUCAAAAAAUUAUUUUAGAAAACCUACUAUUUUGAAAGGUCAGAAUUUUGAUAGUUUGAGUACAAGCAUUUCACUUCUCCAACAAGUACCUGUGAGCAGUACAAUAUUUACAAUAUUGUGCUUUACAUUUAUGAUUUGUCUAGAAAUUUACAACAAAAGCAGAGUUUUAAAACUGCAUUUUUAAUCAGUGGAACUCAAUAUAUAGUUAGUUUUAUUGAAGUUUUCCCUAUCUAAACCCAGUAAAACAGGUUCUAAACUAACAGUCCAAUCAGUGGGUCUUACAUUUAUUAGUUCAAAAUAUUUUAUCUUUUAUCUAGAAUUCACACAUAGAUAUCCUAUUUGAUUGAGAUGGUAAUUAGGAUAACUAAAAUUCUAGGCCUAAUUUUUUUUAAAGAAUCCAAGACAAACUAAACUUUACGAGGUAUAUAAGCUUCUCAGUGAGUUACCAUUCUCCUUUUUUUCUUUUAAUUUUAUUUUUCCUUGAAAUGCCAAACUCAAUGGCUGUAUCUUAAAUUGUGCAAAAUAUUGGUAUUAAAGAAUGCUGAAACUUU
Messenger RNA from Ceratotherium simum simum (southern white rhinoceros), 1988 nucleotides. RefSeq names its product deleted in azoospermia like (gene DAZL). NCBI's taxonomy places the organism in Eukaryota, Metazoa, Chordata, Mammalia, Perissodactyla, Rhinocerotidae. Gene Ontology annotation, biological process: 3'-UTR-mediated mRNA stabilization; positive regulation of translational initiation. Gene Ontology annotation, molecular function: mRNA 3'-UTR binding; protein binding; translation activator activity. Gene Ontology annotation, cellular component: cytoplasm. The record is from RefSeq and is a predicted model, not a curated record.